AUGAAUUCAAUGUCGUUGGUUCGAACAGCGACGAUCGCUCUUAUUCUAAUCGUGUUUCUGCAAAACGCUGCGGCUCAGAAAAGACAGCAAAGUAUUGUCAAGUAUCGCGGUGCGGUUGCGACGGACGAUGGAAGGUGUUCUGAAAUCGGGAUGAGUGCUCUUCGUCGAGGAGGAAACGCGAUUGACGCGUCGGUAGCUGCUGCUCUCUGUUUGGGAGUUGUGAGUCCAGCUUCUAGCGGUAUAGGCGGUGGAGCGUUUACCUUGGUUCAAAUAGCUGGUGGGAAAGCGAUAGCUUAUGAUUCUAGAGAAACCGCUCCACUCCGCGCCACUGAGGAUAUGUAUGGAGGCAAUGCUGAUCUAAAGAAGAAAGGAGCCUUAUCAGUAGGAGUCCCCGGGGAAGUCGCAGGUCUAUUCACGGCUUGGAAACAGCAUGGAAAGCUACCAUGGAAGCAAUUAGUGUAUCCUGCAGAGAAACUCGCAGCUCAAGGAUUCAGGAUUUCAAAGUAUCUCUAUAUGCAGAUGAACGCAACUAGAGGCGAUAUCUUAGCAGACAAAGGUCUCUCUAAACUGUUUGUUUCAAAUGGAGAGCUCAAGAAACCAGGGACGGUUAUCCGUAACCCUAAAUUGGCUUUAACCUUGAGACAAAUCGGCAAGUAUGGUCCAAAAGCGUUUUACAAUGGCACAGUAGGGGUGAAACUAGCGAGAGACAUUCUUAAAUCCGGAGGGAUCAUAACUUUGAAAGAUCUGCAAAGUUAUAGAGUAAAGGUCAAAGAACCUUUAUCCGCAGACAUUCUCGGAUACAAACUACUCGGUAUGCCUCCUCCUUCAUCCGGUGGUGCUGCAAUGAUGCUUGUUUUGAACAUUCUUUCCCAAUAUGGGAUUCCAUCAGGUGUUUCAGGCUCUCUCGGCGUUCAUCGACUAAUCGAGGCCCUAAAACACGCUUUUGCGGUUAGAAUGAACCUUGGGGAUCCGGAUUUCGUCAAUGUUAGUAAGGUUGUUUCGGAUAUGUUGUCUCCAAAGUUUGCGCAAGACUUGAAGAAAAAGAUAAACGACGAGAAAACCUUUGAUACAAAAUAUUACGGCGGCAGGUGGAAUCAGAUCGAUGAUCAUGGGACUAGCCAUUUGUCGAUCAUAGAUAGCGAGAGGAAUGCUGUUUCGAUGACUAGUACGAUAAAUGGUUACUUUGGGGCAGUGAUGCUGUCUCCGAGCACCGGAAUUGUUCUCAACAACGAAAUGGACGAUUUCUCUAUCCCGAUGAAAUCCAACGGUGACGUAAAUGUGCCGCCACCGGCACCGGCUAACUUCAUCCGUCCAGGGAAACGACCUUUGUCCUCAAUGUCACCCACCAUUGUACUCAAGGACGGUAAAGUGAAAGCGUCACUGGGUGCGAGCGGAGGAGCGAACAUCAUUGCCGGGACUACAGAAGUUUAUUUGAAUCAUUUUUUUCUCAACAUGGAUCCACUUUCUUCCGUCUUGGCUCCAAGAAUUUACCAUCAGCUGAUACCAAACAGAGUUACGUAUGAAAAUUGGACGACGGUGUUUAGUGAUCAUUUCGAGAUCCCUAAAGAGACAAGAGUUGUGUUGGAGAAGAAAGGUCAUGUCCUAACGCCGAUCGCCGGUGGAACGAUUGCUCAGCUCAUAGUUCAAGAAUCCGGUGGAAAUUCCGGCGGAAGGAAUGAGCUUGUGGCGGUCAGUGAUCCAAGAAAAGGAGGGUUCCCUUCAGGAUAUUGA
This is a messenger RNA of Microthlaspi erraticum, 1731 nucleotides long. NCBI's taxonomy places the organism in Eukaryota, Viridiplantae, Streptophyta, Magnoliopsida, Brassicales, Brassicaceae. The record is from the annotation of a GenBank genome assembly.